UCAGCUGUCACAUUUCACGAUUCUCAGGCCGUCACAUACUUUAUCGGCUUUUAUAUAUUAUGAAAUAAAUAUUUAAUACGUUAAAACAAAUAUUUAUAAAGCAAAUUAUGGCUUUAUCAUUUUUCCGUUCGAGUGUGAUAAGUAGACAUGUGAAAAGGCAGUUAUAUCAAAAACGUAAUUCGGGAUAUGUUGUGCUGAUCCCAGAAAUAGGAGAAGAUGCAGACAAGAAUACACUACUCUCAGACAAUGGAUUGCCAGAAUUUGAUGACAUUUCUAUAGAGAAAUGUAUAGCUACCAUCAGCAGACAGAGUCUUGAGUAUGAGAAUGGAGUGAGGCAAAUUGAGCAGUCCUCACAAAACUGCAAGAAUGCUUUCAAUGAAAUAUUUCAACCGCUAGAGAAACUCGACAACCAAUUGGAACUCACCUGGGGAAUGGCAAAGACACUGUACUUAGGAAAUAGUUCAUUAAUGCCGACCAAGUCCUACAUACAAAUACAUGAACGCGCACAUAAGGCCAGGUCAGCUAAGUUUAACAGCUAUCCCAUAUACCAAGCAGCCGUUGAUGAGAAAAAUCGUCUCAAAAAGCUGACAGAUGAGGAGCAAAGACUUUUGGAUAAAUACAUUUUAGAAGGCAAACUCAAUGGAUUAGAUGUAAAAGGUAUUAAAAGGGACAGGUUAAAUAAUGUCUUAGCAGCAUUGCAGAAAGAAAGACAGCAGUUCAGGGAUAAAGUCAAUAUAGCUAACAAAAUUUUCACAAGUAACAUAACAGAUCCUGAAGUGAUGAGAGAGUUUCCUCCAAGUCUUGUGAAGUCAAUGGCAGUAGGUAAUGAUCCAGAAAGAGGCCCAUGGAAGAUCACACUUCAACCUCACAUUUACGAACCUUUCAUGGAGUACUGCUCGGACAGAGAGUUGCGAUGGAAUGCGUGGCAGGCACAUGUCCAGCGAUGCUCCAAUUACGUGAACAAAGAAAUAGAAACAGGCAACAAUUUGGAUAGCAUUCGCAGACUUAGGGGAGAACAAGCGCAAAUAUUGGGUUAUGAAACCUUUGCCGAUAUGAGCAUGGAAACCAAAAUGGCAGGUUCAGUUGAAAAUGUAUACACAAUUUUUGAUAAACUGCUUGAAAGUGCCAGGUCUAUGCAAGAUGUUGAGAUUGAGCUGCUGCAACGAUUUGCGCAAGAACGAGGUUUCGAUUUUAAAUUGCAAUGGUGGGAUAUACCUUACUGGCAAAGAAAACAAAAAUGGACUUUAUAUGGUUUUGAUGAGGAAAAAAUUCGGAAAUAUUUCCCACUUCCACGGGUGAUCACGAGUUUAUUCAACCUAUGUAGUACAUUAUUCAAAAUCCAGAUAGUGGAAAGGUCAGACGUGCACACGUGGCACAAGGACGUGAGAUUCUACGACGUAUACGACGGAACGAGUAAUAAUCCCAUAGCGGGAUUCUAUCUAGACCCGUACGCUCGACAAGAUCAGAAAAUUCGAGUAUACGACGACGCCGGCUGGCACAUCGCGAUACGGAACAAAUGUGGUUCAACGAACACACUGCCAUUAUCCGCGUUAAUAUUUAAUUUCCAAGCUCCUUCCGAGGGUAAACCUUCGCUGCUGUCGUUUAAUGAAGUCGGUGUUUUGUUCCAAAGGUUCGGCCACUCGUUACGUCAUAUGCUUACGAAGGCAAAUUACUCUGAGGUCGCCGGCUUAUCGAACGUGGAGUGGGACGCGGCGGAGGUGUGUGGACAAGUUAUGACGCACUGGCUGUAUGAUCCACACACGAUCCGCGCUAUCAGCGGCCACUACAGCACGGAUGAGCCACUACCAGAUGACAUUCUGAAGAACUUACAAAACAUCCGGGGUCACAUGGCCGGCUACAACUUAUGCAAGGAAUUAUACCUCUCGCGACUCGAUCUAGAAAUGCAUUCGAAGAAAACGUUCUGGAGAGACAUCGUGAGGGAAAUGUGGCCAAAAUACCACGCGUUACCUUUCGACAAAUAUGACUCCCAUCCGCUAUCGUUUACUAAAAUCAUCUCGGAGGAGUGGGGCGCCGCGUACUACUGCCGUAUUUGGUCGAGAAUGAUCGCGGCAGAUAUCUACAGCACGUUUGAGGAGGCGAGGGCGGGAGACCAGGAUAUUCUGGCUGUGGGCAAGCGGUAUAGAGACACGUUCCUGGCCGUCGGCGGCAGUUGUCACCCCAGCGAAGUGUUCAGGAGGUUCCGUGGCAGAGAUCCCUCACCGCACGCUCUUCUAAAAAAUCUUGGUCUGCCGAAAAAUGUCACAGAAAUAGAAGAAUGAAGUUCAAGAGAUAUUAAACACUAUUCCUGAAGAAUUUGUGUUAAUGCAAUUUUAGUGAGUUAACGUACCGAACCAAAAUAUACAAUGUAAGAUAAACAUGUUUUCGGCGCAUUUAUUUAUUAAUAAAUAAAUACAACUAC
This is a messenger RNA of Manduca sexta (tobacco hornworm), 2419 nucleotides long. Its product is annotated as probable cytosolic oligopeptidase A. The coding region runs from base 108 to 2279 and encodes 723 amino acids. The record is from RefSeq and is a predicted model, not a curated record. Lineage: Eukaryota; Metazoa; Arthropoda; Insecta; Lepidoptera; Sphingidae. Gene Ontology annotation, molecular function: metalloendopeptidase activity. Gene Ontology annotation, biological process: peptide metabolic process; proteolysis. The transcript is spliced from 2 exons.